GCUGUCCAAAGAAAGCUAUCUGGCUCAUGGAAAACUAAAUAUAAAUAUUUAGAUCGCGAUAGCCCACCACAACUUCUUCAGGGGACGAGCCGGGUCUCUCUCACACCCAGAAUGGCGACACCCGACACUUCGACGCUGACGAGUUCAGCCCAAGUCUUCACAACAUACACGCUGCCGCAGAUUCGUGCCAUCCACAAGACGCUGCACACCCAGAUCGACGAGAAGUCCGCCCGAUUGCGCACCCAAGUCGGCAGCAGCUAUCGCCAACUCCUCGGCACCGCCGACACCAUUGUGCAGAUGCAGGGAGAUAUGCUGUCGACGCAAGAAGUUCUGGGCCACAUGGGCAGCCAAUGCGGGCGCACAGUCGUCGAGAAGAAGAUUAUGGGUCUGGGCCGUUUCCGCGGCAAUGAGGAUGCCGAGGCGGCAUUGGGUCAGGCUGCACGCGUCAAGCUUCUCAGAGCAUGUGGGCUUGCUGUCAGCCGGUUGCUAAAGACGGGCACAAGCAAAGAUGCUGAGGGAGGUAGAGGGGACCGCCUCGUGCUGGCUGCGAAAGUCUUCGUGCUCAGUCGACUGCUUGUGUCAAGCUUUGGGAAUCUGAAAGUGGCCGAUGAAGAAAUCAGGAGCGCGGUUGAGAGUGCGAAGAAGAGCUUGGAUGGGUUGAGGAGAAAGCUAGUUCGUGCGGUCGAGAAGGUACUGCAAAAAGUUGGGGAGAAAACCGACAUAACCGAUAUCGUCAAAGCCUUGUCAGCGUAUAGUCUGUCGUCAAGCUCGGGGACAAGAGAUGUUCUGCGGCGCUUUUUGAGUAUCAGGGCCGAGGCGAUUACAUAUGAAUUCGACUACGAGGAACAUGAGAAGGACAGGGGCACAGAUAACGUCCUCAGAGGCCUCGAGUUAUACACCAAGACGUUGGUCGAGGUACAAGCACUGGUACCUAAUAGACUACCGGAGGCGUUGCUGGCACUUAAGAAGAAGCCUCUCCUCGCCGAUGAGACGCUACGGUCUUUAGAAGGCCUCAGGUUGGAUAUUUUCGAGACGUGGUGUGGUGAUGAAAUCCGGUACUUCACGCCUUUCAUACGACACGACGACCUAGAUGGGAAGCAAGCUAAGGAUAUGCUUAUGGGAUGGGCAAAGAAGGGCGGAGAAACUAUCCUAGGUGGCCUAAGUAAGACGCUCGAGCACAUCUCAGAAUUCAAGGCCAUCGUGGAACUACGGACAAGCACACUUCAACAAUGGAUUAGAGAUGGUGGGAAGGCUAGGGGAUUUGACCCAUCUAUUAUGCUCGACGGCCUGCGAAAGGCUAUCAACGAUCAUCUUCUGCAUCUCAUCGAGACGAAAGUUGUGAAGCUCAAGCUUGUGGGGUCCGAGGUCGCUUCCACGCUAGAGGCGUGGCAAUCCGGGAUAACUGAUCGGCAACGAGGUCUCUGGGAUGACGAGAUGCUCAGUAUCGACUUUUCCAUCGGCGCUGCUCAGAUCACACAUGAAGUUAUAUCUCGCGUCUACGGAAGAAAUGAUGCUGUGGCACGAGCCGUUACCGGGUUUGAAUCGUGGCAUCACAUCAUUGAUAAUGUCGGAGACCUGGUAGAGCAACUAAAACGACAGAGAUGGGAUAACGAUGUAGACGAGAUCGAGGACGAGGAGACCAUUGAGGCAAGGCAGGACCUCUUGAGCAAGGAUGACCCGCAAUUGCUUCAUACGAGACUAAAUGAGACGCUAAUAAAAGCAUUCAAAGACUUGGAUGAGCAGCUGACAACGCUGUGGCAAGGUCGCAAAGACGGGUUGGAUAAUGGACAAAUUGCCGCGUAUAUCCUCCGGAUCUUGAGGGAUAUCCGGAGACGCCUGCCUAAGCUUGAAGGAGUCCAGUCGUUCGGCCUGGAUAAUGUCUCCUCAUUGCAUGAAAAACUUGCAAUGCAUGUGUCUGUAGCACCAUUAGAGGAGUUUACCGCAACAACUCUAACGCAGAAGCGUGUGGCCGGCCGAGCGUUAUGGGAAGGAGAGCCACCAUUACCUAUUCAGCCUUCCCCCAGCACUUUCAAACUUCUACGGAAUGUCACAACAUCAAUGGGUGAUUCCGGGGUUGAUCUGUGGACCCCAGCUUCUGUCAAGACUCUGAAGCGCGUAUUUAGUCAACAACUUGCCGAAAUCUGGCACAAAGAGCUGGUAGCGCCCGUUCCUAUCUUAGACGAGGCGGAGUCUGCGACCAAGGUGGAUGACGAUGACAACAAGGAUGAGGCACCAACAGAAGAAGAUAAAACCGCGAAGGAGACCAGCCAGGAAUCAUCAGAGCGCAGCAAGAACGUGUUCAUUCAGUGGCUAUAUGAUGUGAACCUCCUACGUCUCUAUCUCGACAAUGGGGGUAGUGACUCCAAGAAAGUGUUGAAAGAUCUUGCUGCGGAAGUUCUAGAAAAGACAGGUCUAGAUAGCCCGGCAGAACGGCGCAUUGAGAAAGCGUCACAGGAGUACUGGAAGAGGACGAGUUUGUUAUUUAGCUUGCUCGCGUGAUGAUAUAUAUCCAUAGAUAAUGAUUAAGGAUGGUGUAGUAUAUAGAAAUAGCCUGCGAAGCCUUCGAAUAGCUCUAAAUAUAUCCAACAUCGGCGAAAGUCCUUUCGCAUAGUCUUUUACCCGCUCCAUGCCCGCUCCGUAUCAUUACUUCCGUCCAUAUCUCUUUCCCUUCAAAUCCGUACUUUGUUUCGUAAAAGAUUAUAGCUUAUGCCUCUUCUGCCCC
Messenger RNA from Xylaria bambusicola, 2722 nucleotides. RefSeq lists its product as uncharacterized. The record is from RefSeq and is a predicted model, not a curated record. Bases 112 to 2499 code for a protein of 795 amino acids. Gene Ontology annotation, cellular component: Golgi apparatus; COG complex. Lineage: Eukaryota; Fungi; Ascomycota; Sordariomycetes; Xylariales; Xylariaceae. The transcript has a single exon. Gene Ontology annotation, biological process: intra-Golgi vesicle-mediated transport.